Messenger RNA from Engraulis encrasicolus (European anchovy), 2250 nucleotides. RefSeq names its product ubiquitin specific peptidase 30 (gene usp30). The coding region runs from base 290 to 1831 and encodes 513 amino acids. NCBI's taxonomy places the organism in Eukaryota, Metazoa, Chordata, Actinopteri, Clupeiformes, Engraulidae. Gene Ontology annotation, biological process: protein deubiquitination. Gene Ontology annotation, molecular function: cysteine-type deubiquitinase activity. Gene Ontology annotation, cellular component: nucleus; cytosol. The transcript is spliced from 15 exons. The record is from RefSeq and is a predicted model, not a curated record.
UUGCCAUAUUUAAAACUUACUGUAGAUGAAACUGCAACAGCAGGUGAUUUUUACAUACAAGGCCUUUCUUUUUUCGUCUGACUGGUUACUGUGGGGUUUCAAAGGGAAUAGUUGCUUACCACAAGUAAGGUGGUUACUGGACUCCCUACUUAGUUUCUGCUUUGGGCACAGUCAUUGGCAAUUGCAGAGUGUGUGUGGUUAAAAAAAUAUCAUCCAGGACCUGGGACAGCGGCACAAUCCCUUUCCCCCUCUGCAGAACACCCAAAUGUACAUCUGAGACAGGCCCAAGAUGUUCAAAGGCUGGGGACUCGUUGGUGGGGUUGUGGCUGCGUUGGCAGCUGGUGUCUAUGUGCUGUGGGGCCCUAUCUCUGACAAAAAGAAAAUGAGAAAAGGGUUGGUUCCUGGCCUCCUGAAUGUGGGUAACUCCUGCUUCCUGAACGCGUUACUGCAGGGCCUGGCGUCAUGCCCAUCCUUCAUAAAGUGGCUCCAGGAGCUCUCUGGACUGAGGCAGCGGGCCGGUCACCUUUCCACAACACUUUUGGAGCUGCUCAAGGCUCUUUCUAGUUACAGUCCUGCGGAGGAAGACGUUUUGGACGCUGGUUGUCUCCUGGAUGUGCUGAGACUGCAGAGGUGGCAUAUAAGUUUAUUUGAAGAGCAGGAUGCUCAUGAGCUCUUCCACGUGCUCACGUCUUCUCUGGAGGAGGAGCAGGGUCGACAAGCCACCGUCAUCCACCUGUUUGACAUGCAGUCGCUAGAGAGUUCGUCAGAAUCGGGCGAAAGCAGUCUGUCGUGCAGAGUUCCAGGACCGUUACAUUCCAUUCCUAAACUUAAGAGGAACCAGCACCCGUUUCAUGGUCGCCUGAUGAGCUGUAUGGUGUGCAAGGGUUGCAGACAACAGAGCCCAGUUCGGUAUGACUCCUUUGACAGUCUGUCCCUCACCAUCCCCCCUGCCCAGUGGGGUCAACCUAUCACGUUAGAGCAAUGUCUUCAGCACUUCAUCUCGUCAGAAACUGUCAGUGAGGUGGAAUGUGUUAAUUGCACAAAGCAGAUGCAAGCAGUUGAAUUCCCAAAUGGACACAUCGGGGAAAAUCACAGGUCAACUUUCAUUAAGCAGUUGAAGCUUGGCAAGCUCCCACAGUGCCUGUGCAUCCACCUGCAGAGGUUAACGUGGUCUAGUGAAGGAAGGCCAAUGAAGAGACAUGAACAUGUGCAGUUUAAGGAGUAUCUGUCCAUGGACUCGUAUAAGCACAGUUUCUUUGGCUCCAGUCAGCAACAGAAGAACUGCACAUCUCAGUCAGUACACUCCCAGAGCAGCGGGGUGGAUUAUUCCAACGUUAUGCCUGCUUCCACUGGACACUUCCCUUCAGCCCUGCCUUCGUCUUUCAGCCAUCCCCUCAGCUCAGCACAUAACCACAGGUGUUUAAAAUACUUCUUCAGGCUGACGGCGGUGGUGGUGCACCAUGGCGACAUGCACUCGGGUCACUUCAUCACCUACAGGCGGUCGCCAGCCUCCCCUCACUCCUCCGCGCCUCUCAGCUCGCAGUGGCUCUGGGUAUCCGACGACACGGUCCGCAAGGCCAGCCUGCAGGAGGCGCUGUCCUCUACGGCGUACCUCCUCUUCUACGAAAGGGUCCAAAGAUCCCCCACCGCUCACACAGAAGGGUCUGGGGAGCCCGUCCAUACACCUCCUCCCUCCCAUCCAAACCACUCUACAGUGGGGCAUGAACAACAUCCCACUGACGACACAGAAGAAUGUGGAUUAGACCAUAAACCGACACUGCCAAUAGAAGAGUCUGGGAUGACGAAUGAAGGACAAUCAUCAUCCCAUUGAUGCCCCUCUGACCCCAAUAAACGCCUCGUGUGCCAUAGAAUUUUUGCACUCUCACCCGUUAAAUACAUGGAGAAUUUGAGUCAGUUGCUAGGAAUCCUCCACAGGUUAUAACCGUUUCAAAACAUGCUCUCCUGUGCAAAUUCAUCUGUUACAGUGGUAGCGUUGUUUAUCCGAACUGUUCAACUACAUUUUCUAUGAAGUUUGUGCUCAAAUAGGCCCUACGGAUCACUUUGUGUUAAACAGGGAAGUAUUUGGAAAUGAAGAAACUUUAUAAGAAAGUGUUGCUGGAAUGGCUCUUUCUGUGUACAGUAUGAUCUCUGUGAGGUACUAAUUUCUUUGAAAUCCUGCGGUUGUAUAUAUUUGGGUGUUUGCGAUGGAAGCAAACACAUCGAAAAUAAAAUCCUGUCGCAUGAAUUGUG